Molecule: messenger RNA, 4676 nt
Organism: Pecten maximus
Lineage: Eukaryota; Metazoa; Mollusca; Bivalvia; Pectinida; Pectinidae
Product: kelch-like protein 26
Exons: 3
Coding region: 352-2106 (584 amino acids)
Molecular function (GO): protein binding
Source: RefSeq, a predicted model, not a curated record
ACCAGACGAGUUACGCUAUGGACGAACGAGAAAAAAGGGUUAGUUCUGUGUUGAUGCGACAAAAUGAAAUUACAUAUCAAUCUGUCUUGUGACCUUAAUGCUGUUAAAUAUCAGUGGGUAACAAAUCAUCGCCGUACGUAUGCUGUCAAUAGCACGCGAGCUGGACGGGAAUAAAAAAAAUCAAUGACCUAGUUUUUAGUGAGCUCAUGUGACCUUGGCCUACUGUUGUGGCGAGUGGUAGGCACCAGGCGAGACUAGCCACUGUGAAUAUUAACUGUUCGUUGGAUGGUAUGCAGGGACGGUGAGAAGGUGCACAUUUGAAGGUCAAGCCAUGUCAAUAAUGUUACCAAGAUGACGGCAGAGCACCAGCGUGUGCAGGCCGAGGGAUAUGGAGACUCGGUGGUUACACAGAUGAAAAACCUUCGCACUAACAAUGAGUUGUGCGACUUUAAAGUGUCGGCGGAGGGACGGACAUUUGAUGUCCACAAGGUCCUUUUGGCUGCCACCAGUGAUUAUUUCAAGGUCAUGUUUGGAGGUGUCAUGGCCGAGAGCAAGCAGAACUCGGUGGACCUGAAAGGCGUCACAGCUGAUGGUCUGCAGCAGAUUGUGGAGUUUAUUUACAGUGGGGAAAUGUCUCUCCAUUACGAUAACCUCACGGAAAUAAUCAACACCGCCAGUCAUCUCCAGGUAUCCUCGGCGAUAGAGCUCUGUAGUACCUACAUCAAAUCCCUCAUGACCUUCGACAAUGCUGACGAGUUUCUUACCAUAGCAGACACGUAUUCCCUGGAGAAGGUCCAGUAUCACUGGGAUAAUAUGAUCCUGAACAGUUUCUACGAGUUUAGUCAGACUCAGAUAUUUUUAAAACUUGAUGCCUCUUCACUUACUAAGUACCUCUCACAAAAUGCACUCAGGACGUCGUCAGAGUUCAAACUCUUUCAGUGCCUGGAUAAGUGGUUUCGGUACAGCCCAGGACGAUUUCAAAAUGAUGGGCCUGAUGUACUCAGUCAUAUUCGGUUUCCGCUGAUGACAGAGGCAGAAUUAGCCUCUGUCCAGGAGAAUGAGAUAAUCAAACGUUGUCCAGGAGCUAUUCAAUAUGUGGCACGUGGGUUCAAAUACCACAUCGACUGCAAAGAAGGACAUCCAAAUAUCGAGGAAAUCUCCACAAUUCGAAGUGAAAUCCCUUCUCUAGUAUUAGUUCACCAUGGGUCAUCGUAUAUGCCAUUUCAAAUAACUGCACACAAUCAUAUCUCAGGGGUUUUUUACCGUCUUUUCUCAGAUGUAAAUGGAAGCAGGGAUUGUAGACUUGUAGUUGUUGACAAUUUCGGUUACAUUUGUCGUGUGGUAGACUUCGGAGGAGGGACCUUGAUGAGCUCUCUAGUGCGCUUUGAUCCACGUCAUUUGGUUAGUCAGGAGCUUCGUCCGAUGCGACGGUUACGGAUGGAUUUUGCACUUGUGGCUCACAAAUGCUGCCUGUACGUAUUUGGUGGUUCAACUGAGCAGUUUGCAAUCUUGGACUCGGUCGAGUUUUAUAAUGUUACAACAAACAUAUGGGGAGACCUACCUCCACUUCCUUCCCCUCUCCACUCGUUAGCAUCAACAGUGGAAGGUGAUCGUAUCUACCUCUCGGGCGGAGUGUCCAGUCAAGAUCGCCAGGCAACCAACACAUUCAUGUGCUACUACCCAGCCACUCGGCACUAUGAAUCACUUCCUGGCAUGUUUUAUGCACGUCGUCUACAUGACAUGGUAUCGUUUCAGCAGAAGAUUUAUGUUGUGGGUGGUAUCCCCAGACAGGGUGCUCCCCUGCAUGGACAGAUCCCUAUUGAGUGCUUCAACUUCACAACCAAUCAGUGGACAAUGCUGUCGUCGACCCUCAGUGGACGGUCUGUUGGACACUACAUGACAUUUGAAGGACAGAUUUUAUCUCUGGGUCAUGAGCAUCACAAUGCUACAGAGGACGAGAUCUGGAUCUACGACCCAGAAGUGGAUGACUGGAUGAAGCAUGCUAAGGCUCCCCAGCGUAUGAACCUCACCUCCGCCAUUUGUACCAUAUUACACGUGAAUUAUGAUAAUGAGAAAGUCUGUAAAACCUUUCUGAAGGACAAGUAGAGGUCAUUGGCAUUGUUCUGGAAAUGUUAAUAUUUUCUAGUUAGAUCUAUUCCCUUUAUUCCAAACUAAAGAUCAAUGUAAUAUUCUCAUUAAAAGGAAACACAAGCUAUUCUUAAUGAUAAUGAGAAAUGUUUUAAGUAAAAACAGGUAAAUUUUGAAUGAAAUAGGGAAAUCUUUUUUUUUUGGGGGAUAAAGUUUUGAAUAUUUUUUUCUCUUUGACAGUCUUCAAUGUAAGUACAUGCAUUAUGGAUAUGCUUGUGAAUUUAUACAUGUGAUAGAAUUCAGAAAGACAAAGGUUACAGUGAGAGAAUUCUGAUAGCAUACAUGUAGAUAAAGGUUACAGAUCUGCCUUUGAUGUUUUUAACUCGGAAUUAUCAGGAAAAUGUUUACACAGUUCAGAAAAACAAUUAAUACAUUUUAUCAACAAGUGUUUCUUGCCAAACUGUAACAUGUUAACAGGAAGGUUGAUUCUGUCCUGAUUUCAUGGUAAAUCAAUCCAAAAUGCAAAGUAUAUAUGUGACCUUAAUGCAUAUUGUUUCAACGUGUAAGAAUGCAUAGAAAAGUUCAUUCUUUGUUUUAUGUUCAGUUUAUGGAAAGAUUCAAUUAGAAAGUAAAGAAAUCUUUCGCCUCUUCAGUCAACUGUAAUUAGCUCAUCACCAAUUUCUGUUUUCUCCUUUAGCUUCUCCGGUCUACUGUAAUUAGGCCAUCACCAAUAUCUGUUUUAUCUGUAAGCUCAUUGGUUUACAGGUAGAUAAAUGCGAACAUCUUUUACCAAAUUUGAAUCAGGAAAUCUUAUAUGUUGGCAUAGUUUUGAAAUACUUCUAUAAAAGUGGUAAUAUCUGAAGAUAAUUGGAUAACAUUGUUUACAGGAUAUUUGUAAUUUAUUGUAGUAGAUUAUGUCAACAGAUUUAUCUACUAUUUUUCGGACAGUACUAAUAUUUAAAUGGAAACAUGAAUGUCAUUUUGAGUAUGAACUAAGAAUGAGUCACAGUGCAUCAGAUAUAAGAUCUAAAUAAUCAGUAAGGGAGGUCACUCUAGUAAACACACCCAGGAGAGGAACGGUGCCAUGGAGGUCACUUUUAACAGGGAAUAUGUACAGACAUUGUUAUAUUGUUGAUAGGUGUGAAGAGGUAUUGAUGUUAUCUGUUAUCAAGUGUAAACAAGUUGAUGUUUUUACUUUGUUUUUUCAUCAUAACACAUUGAUUAUAUGAUAUAUAAAAACAUGUUUAAUUUAUUUCUGAAUUUAGGAAAUCAACAUGGAGGUUUGUACCAAUAGCCAUUUGUGAUGCAAUUUCAUACUUAUUAGUAUGACUGAUUCUCUGUUGGAAUGAUGAAUGAUGUCCCUUGUGAAUCAUGAAAAACAUAUGUAACAGAGCGCAUGAUGAAUGAAAUUUAUUUCACUGCCUCUUCUAGGGAUCGGACCCAUGACCUCUGGCUUACUAGUCUUAUACUCAACCAAUCGAGCUAAAGAGAAGAUCUCCUUAGCCGAGCGGUAUAUUGGUGCACCUAAUAUUUACCAGGUUACAUACAUGUAUUUCCCCUCCAGAGAAGAACUUGUGCUUGAGUUAUGAGGGUUACAGCAAUGAUUUCACAAGUAACGUUAAGUAUAAUUACGGAGUUCCUACAUAGGCCCCAAUGUCAUAGAGAGUACGAUGAAUUAAAUUCUUUUCAAUGUCCUUGCUAAGCAUUGAACCCAGGAUCUCUCGCUUAAUAGUCUUAAAUCAACCGAUCAAGCUUAAGAGACGUGAAGGGAAACACAUGUAGUCACAUGAUACAGUCGUGUUUACAUUGUGACAGAAGAGCAUGUUGGUGUUGAUAUUGUUUAUUGUAUCAUCUUAAUCAAUUGUUACUGGUCUUGACAAUUCAAAUUUCACAUUUUAAGAUGACAUGAAUAUGUGUAACCCAUCUUUACAUGUUAACCAAACAAAAUUGCUGCUAGUUUCUACAUUUUGCUUAUUUUCAAGCCGGAUGUGAUUCAAGCAUUUUGCAUGUUACAUGAAUGAAGAGAACGGUAAUGCAUGCAUUCACAUUGUAUGUGAAUCAAGUGCCACAAUGUUCACAUUGAAAUAUGUUAUGUGAAGCUUCCUUGUUGUUCACAUUUUACCAUGAUACAUGUAUGUUACUGUUGUGUACCACAGUUUAUAUUCUCCAUACUAUCAAUGUGGUCACUUAAAAUGCUGCUGUUCUUAAAGAAAACCAAGUUUAAGUUUAAAUUUUUACUAAUUGAUCUUCCAAAUUGUAUUUUUUCAUUUUAUGGUAAUUGCCACUAAAUUAAAAGAUAUAUAAAUUUUCAAUAAAAAAAUAUCAAGACCUUAUAUAUUGGGGAGGUUAACAAUAAAAACUUUUUAAUAUCUUGAUAACCUGAUUUUAUUGUUAGAGAAUUUCUGGCAUGAUGUCGUUUAUUAACAUGUAUUGUAGUGAACAGUUUACAUACAUUGUAAUACAGUGUAACAUGUAUUGUAGUGAACAGUUUACAUACAUUGUUAUACAGUGUAACAUGUAUUGUAGUGAGCAGUUCACAUACAUUGUAAUACAGUGUAACCUGUAUUGUAGUGAACAGUUUACAUACA